Angiostrongylus costaricensis is the source of this 291-nucleotide messenger RNA. Lineage: Eukaryota; Metazoa; Nematoda; Chromadorea; Rhabditida; Metastrongylidae. The record is from the annotation of a GenBank genome assembly.
AUGUGGUGUGCGUUAUUCUUCGUGUCGUUGGCGAUAAGCUCAAUCGUUGCUUCUGCGAGCGAUGAACACCCCACUCAAGAGUUUUGUCGUUACUUUCCUUCAUUAAACCUCUGUCGUCUUCGUGAAGCACUUCAAGGAUCGCUUCUAGAGCUACAGUACUUGUUGCAAGAUGUUAGUCCUGACAACGGUCCUAAUUCCAACAACGCCCUUGAUACGAGUCCAAUGGAAAAACACAAGUCGGCAUUUGUUCGUUUUGGAAAACGAUCAUUCGAAGAUGCUUCGGUAAGCUAA